AUGGGUCACCAACCUCAUAACGAGGCUGUCGGUUACUCUUUCUCGCAGUCUCAGACUGCUGCACCCAACAAAGAACAUUCGUUUUAUCCGUAUACCGACAACGGUGGCUCCACCCUAGGUAUCACAGGUGCGGAUUUUGCUAUCCUUGCUGGUGAUACUCGUUCAGUUGCAGGUUAUAACAUCAACUCUCGUUUUGUUCCCAAGGUCUUUAAGAUUGGCGGUGAUGAUGAAACUGGCGAUGGUGCUCAUAUUCUUCUAUCGGUUGUGGGCUUCGCUGCAGACGGUCAAGCUCUCAAAGAACGGCUAGAUGCAGUGGUGAAGAUGUACAAGUACCAACACGGAAAAGCUAUGUCUGUCGGAGCAUGUGCUCAGCGAUUGUCGACUAUUCUUUAUCAAAAACGAUUCUUUCCCUACUAUGUGCAUGCUAUCUUGGCAGGCCUGGAUGAUGAGGGUAAAGGGGCAUUGUACAGCUACGAUCCUGUCGGCUCAUACGAGAGAGAGCAAUGCCGAGCGGCUGGGUCUGCAGCCAGUUUGAUUAUGCCAUUCUUGGAUAAUCAAGUCAACCUGAAGAACCAGUACAUCCCUGGAAGCGGCGAAGGACAUGCUCUUGAAGCGAGGAACCCGGAACCAUUACCCAGGGAGACAGUGGAACAGCUGGUACGAGAUGCAUUUACUAGUGCAGUGGAGAGACACAUCGAGGUUGGAGAUGGCUUACAAACGAUGAUUAUCACGAAGAAUGGAAUAGAAGAGAUCUACACUCCGUUGAAAAAGGACUAG
Aspergillus tanneri is the source of this 777-nucleotide messenger RNA. It is a transcript of the gene prs3, whose product is annotated as proteasome core particle subunit beta 6. Bases 1 to 777 code for a protein of 258 amino acids. Gene Ontology annotation, cellular component: proteasome core complex. The transcript has 2 exons. Lineage: Eukaryota; Fungi; Ascomycota; Eurotiomycetes; Eurotiales; Aspergillaceae. The record is from RefSeq and is a predicted model, not a curated record.